Molecule: messenger RNA, 1998 nt
Organism: Acomys russatus (golden spiny mouse)
Lineage: Eukaryota; Metazoa; Chordata; Mammalia; Rodentia; Muridae
Gene: Bscl2
Product: BSCL2 lipid droplet biogenesis associated, seipin
Exons: 11
Coding region: 492-1853 (453 amino acids)
Biological process (GO): lipid droplet organization; lipid storage
Cellular component (GO): endoplasmic reticulum membrane
Source: RefSeq, a predicted model, not a curated record
AUGCUAGAAGGAGCUGCUCAGAUCCUGGAGCAUACCAACUGCCUGGCCAGUGGGGGAGUCUAGUUGCUGUUUGCAUCCCCUGUGCACACCCCCACAGUUACUAUCUCACUCCCUGCUCAUGCCCAUUGUAGAAGUCCUUAGUCUGAACUAGAGCCCUCCCCAAAGGACCUGAGGCUGAAGCAUGCUCCCCCUCUCAAAUGGGGUGGUCUGGGCCUGUGAGAACCCUGCAGGAGUCUGUACCCGCUGCAGGAGACCCUGCUCAUUUGAAAAUCUGACAUCAGCUGUGCUGCCACCCCCCCCCACCCCCACCCUGACACAGCACUUAGCACCUGAAUCUUCGUUUCUUUCAGUGACCCUCCAUUCUGCAGAUCCAGGAAAAUGUGAUGCUCUACAGGUGAUCAGCUGCCAGAUCACCACUUUCUAGCUACAAGUGACUUGAGUGGGGUGACCCAGGGGCGGCAGAGAGAACCGUCAGGAAGAUAUCUAAAGCAAUGAUACACCAAAGAAGAGAAGCUGGAGGGAAAGGGACAUGCAGAGACCAGGUCAAAGGAUCGGACAAAGAGGAGAAACCUUCAGCUGCCCUAUCCCAUGGCCAAGGGUAUCGUGCCUGUGGAAGACCAGCCAGGAACUCGAAGCCUGAAGCUGGGACCAGAUCCUCUGCCGUCCCCAUCAUGGUCAAUGACCCGCCAGUACCCGCCUUACUGUGGGCCCAGGAAGUGGGCCAUAUCUUGGCAGGCCGUGCCCGCAGGCUGCUGCUGCAGUCUGGGGUGCUCUUCUGCACCAUUCUCCUCUUGCUCUGGGUGUCUGUCUUCCUCUAUGGCUCUUUCUAUUACUCGUACAUGCCGACUGUCAGCCACCUCAGCCCUGUGCACUUCCACUACAGGACAGACUGUGAUUCCUCCACCGCUUCGCUCUGCUCUUUCCCUGUUGCCAAUGUCUCGCUGGCUAAGAAUGGACGUGACCGGGUACUGAUGUAUGGACAGCCAUACCGAGUCACCUUGGAGCUUGAACUGCCAGAGUCCCCUGUGAAUCAAGCCCUGGGCAUGUUCCUAGUCACUGUUUCCUGCUACACCAGAGGUGGCCGCGUCAUCUCCACAUCUUCACGCUCAGUGAUGCUACAUUACCGCUCCCACCUGCUCCAGAUGCUUGACACGCUGGUGUUCUCCAGCCUCCUGCUGUUUGGCUUUGCUGAGCAGAAGCAGCUGCUGGAGGUCGAACUCUACUCGGACUAUAGGGAGAAUUCGUAUGUGCCAACAACUGGAGCGAUUAUUGAGAUCCACAGCAAGCGCAUCCAGAUGUACGGCGCCUCCCUCCGGAUCCAUGCCCACUUCACUGGGCUCAGGUACCUGCUAUACAACUUCCCCAUGACCUGCGCCUUCGUGGGUGUCGCCAGCAACUUCACGUUCCUCAGCGUCAUUGUGCUCUUCAGCUACAUGCAAUGGGUGUGGGGCGGUAUCUGGCCCCAACACCGCUUCUCUUUACAGGUCAAUAUCCGACAAAGGGAUAGUUCACGGCCCGGUGUCCAGCGUCGGCUCUCUCGCCAUCAGCCAGGCCAGGAGGAGUCUACCCAGCAGUCAGAUGUGACAGAGGACGGAGAGAGCCCUGAAGAUCCCUCAGGACUGGAGGGCCAGCUGUCUGAGGAAGAGAAACCGGAGAAGCAGCCGCUGAGUGGAGACGAGGAGCAAGAGCGGGAGGCUAGCGAUGGUUCAGGCUCCUGGGAAGAUACAGCUUUGCUGACAGAGGCUAACCUGCCUACCUCUGCCUCAACAUCUGCCCUUACCCCUGAGACUUUGGGGAGCCAUGAGCCUUCUAGGGGCACCCUCAGGCAACGCCCAACAUGUUCUAGUUCCUGAGCAACAGAGGGCUGAUUCCUCACAUUCCAGCACUUUCGGACCCAUUUCCUCUUGUUCCCUUAAUAAACUGUUUUGUGGCAGCUGCUUACAUGGAUGUCAGAAGACAAGCUUUGGGGUCAGCUCUCUCCUUCCACCAUGUGGGUUU